Molecule: messenger RNA, 1160 nt
Organism: Diatraea saccharalis (sugarcane borer)
Lineage: Eukaryota; Metazoa; Arthropoda; Insecta; Lepidoptera; Crambidae
Source: the annotation of a GenBank genome assembly
AGCGUAGUGACUACCUUGUUAAAACUUUGUACAUUUCCUAAAAAAUUAAGCAGCUCAUUUAAAAGCAAGUUGUGUGUAUACAUCUAAUGAAAUUGUCUUAUACAAAAUGUAUGUUAUGUUACACGAGUCACGUUUUCACUGACAAAAUUAUGUUGUUGUAUCUUCAUAUGUUGCUUUUGAUUGAAUGGAUUUCGUGGAGAAAAGGUACACUCAAUAUUUGGCUACAUCAGCUGCUUUAUUGCAAAUUAAUGCUUGCCCCAAAUUUAAUAAAAAAUUGUUUUAAUUAAAUUAAUUUAUCAGCAGAAAUAUUGUUUUUGAAGGUCCUUGAUCCAUUUGUUUACUAUUUUAAGAUAUUUUCUUUCUACUUUAUUUACACAUAACAUAAUUUCUUUAAUCAUAAUAACAUUUACAUAUAACACCUUAAAGAAUUAUUAAAAAAAAUAAUAUAAGACGUUUGCAUACCGCUUUCGCAGUACUACGUAGCAAACUCGUUUCGCUAGCUUGCCUACAUUUUGUUUUUCUUUUGUUCAACUUAACCACUUGAUCGGUCUAUCAAGUCUACUUUGUAUAAGUUCUAUAAAUAUAAAUAUGUUUUCUCCAACAGACUGUACUGCUACGCUCAGAAGCACGUCAAGUCAAUUCGUGCGGUGACAAGAACUGUCCAAAUGCCGGACAACAGGACCAAGUCGGUUCGCACUCGCGUCCAUACCCACGUCCACUCGUCGCCUUAUCACGUGUCCGACCAUAAGGCGGCUAUCACCGUCGGCAUCAUCAUGGGAGUGUUCCUUCUGUGUUGGGUGCCGUUUUUCUCUGUGAACAUCGUCGCUGCUUUCUGUAAGACGUGCAUACCAGAUCUGGCCUUCAAAAUCUUGACCUGGCUCGGCUACUCCAACUCCGCGUUCAAUCCAAUCAUCUACUCUAUAUUCAACACCGAAUUCAGGGAAGCCUUCAAAAAGAUCCUCACAUCCAGGUACCCUCCUUGCUGUGGUUACCAAACAGUUAGAGCCAACACUCCCACUAGGAAUGAUAAUUUCGUAACAGACUACGGAACGAAGACUCUAGUGGUUCGCCGGAGUGGAUCUUUAGGUCUCUCUGGCGUAGAUCCAACUCCUAGAUCAUCAGCUGAAUCCGUACGACCAUUGAGGGAGUACCACAUAUGA